Hemiscyllium ocellatum (epaulette shark) is the source of this 2573-nucleotide messenger RNA. Its product is annotated as zinc finger protein 420-like. The record is from RefSeq and is a predicted model, not a curated record. The transcript has a single exon. Gene Ontology annotation, molecular function: RNA polymerase II transcription regulatory region sequence-specific DNA binding; DNA-binding transcription factor activity, RNA polymerase II-specific. Gene Ontology annotation, cellular component: nucleus. Bases 812 to 2392 code for a protein of 526 amino acids. Gene Ontology annotation, biological process: regulation of transcription by RNA polymerase II. Lineage: Eukaryota; Metazoa; Chordata; Chondrichthyes; Orectolobiformes; Hemiscylliidae.
AAUCCCAGUCAUGGGGACAGUCUGAAGAAGAGCGGACGAUUCGGACUGCGGAAGAGGAUUGUGACACAGGGUAGGAAAGGAGACCGCGGCAUUAAGGCCCGGCAACUUUACCAACACCUGCAGGAGGUCUGCGGUUCUGAGUAAGAGCACGGUUCCCCUCCCUGCGGGCGGAUCAGGCCCUGGAGGACUGUACUCAUUGACCGCCAUCUUGAGUGGGAGUCGGGACGGGGCUUCCUCCCUUGGGGGAGAGGGGGGCGGGGUGUGGACAAGGGUUACCUAAGCAACGGGCCGUCCGCCAUUUUGGGGGUGGGCCAGGGUUACCCAGGAAACGGACCGCCCGCCAUUUUUGUGUAAGUGCAGGCCAAAUGGGCGGCCAUCUUGGUGAGGUAACUGACUGAGCUGAGCUUCAGGGUCUGUGAUCAGGGGAGAAGAUCUGAGCUGAAGAGCUGGAGAUCCAAACACGGAGAGGACAGCGCUCACCUGGAAGUAGAAUGAAGAGGUGGUGCUGUAGAUUUGGAUUCAAAGGUUCUGUGAAAAUAUAAGAGGAAAGCAAAUGCUCCAUAGAACUUAACAACUGACUGCUCUGUGUUUAUCUUUGGGAACAAAUUUCAAAUAUUGUUCUGAAUGGAAAAAGUUCCAAAUCCAGGAUUGAGAGUGUUCCUGUGCCCUGACUGUGGUAAACCCUCCACUUGCUAUACAUUCUGAAAAUACAUCACUCCAUUUGCAGUGGGAGAAAUUGUUAACACAUUCUGCAUGUGAACAAGGCUUUGAUUGAUUGCUCAGACGAGAGAGACACAAGGACAGCGGCAGCAUGGAGAAGCCAUGGAAAUGUGAUGACUGCGGUAAAGCGUUCAUUUACCGAUCCCGUUUGGAAUAUCAUCAACGCAGUCACAAUGUGGCUGACAGUACAGAUAAACCAUGGAAAUGUGAGGAUUGUGGUAAAGGAUUCAAUUAUCCAUCCCUGCUGGAAAUUCAUCGACGCACUCACACAGGGGAGAAGCCAUUCAUAUGCUCCGUAUGUGGGAGGGGAUUUUCUAAGUCAGCCAACCUCAUGCUACACCAGCGAGUUCACACUGAGGAGAGGCCAUUUACUUGCACUUAUUGUGGGAAAAGAUUCAGACAGUCGUCUACCCUCACCGCACAUCAGCGACUUCAUACUGGGGAGAGACCGUUCACCUGCUCUGUGUGUGGGAAAGGAUUCACUCAGUCCUCCAUCCUGAUGAUACACCAACGUACUCACACAGGGGAGAAGCCAUUUACCUGUUCGAUGUGUGGGAAAGGAUUCACUCAGUCAGCUAACCUGGUAGUACACCAGCGAAUUCACACUAAGGAGAGGCCUUUCAGCUGCACAUCCUGUAGAAAGAGAUUCAAAUCUUCAUCAGAACUCCUAUCACACCAGCGAGUUCACAUUGGCGAGAGACCAUUCACCUGCUCCUUGUGUGGGAAGGGAUUUACUCAGUCAUCUGCCCUACUGACACACCAGCGAAAUCACACUGGCGAGAAGCCAUUCAGCUGCUCGGUGUGUGGGAAGGGCUUCACUCAGUCGGCUAACCUUGUGGUACAUGAGCGAAUUCACACGGAGGAAAGGCCAUUCAGCUGCACGCAAUGCGGAAAAAGUUUCAGGCAGUUAUCCACCCUCACUGCACAUCAGCGGGUACACACUAGGGAAAGACCAUUCACCUGCUCUGUGUGUGGGAAGGGAUUUACUCAGUUAGCCAGCCUCACAUUGCACCAGCGAAUUCAUCGCGAGGAGAGGCCGUUCAGCUGCACUCAUUGUGGGAAGGGAUUCAGGCAGUCUUCCGAUCUCACUGCACACCAGCGAAUCCACACUGGGGAGAAGCCAUUUAUCUGCUCCGUAUGUGGGAAGGGAUUCACCCAUUCGUCUGGCCUUUGGUCACACCAACGAGUUCACACCGAGGAGAAGCCAUUCAGCUGCAGUGCUUGUGGAAAGGGAUUCAGGCAGUCAUCCUACCUCCGGUCACAUCAGCGGGUUCACACAGGGGAGAAGCCAUUCACCUGCUUUGUGUGUGGCAAGGCAUUUGCUCGGUCUUCAAACUGCUUGAUACACCAGCGAAUUCACUCUGAGGAGAAUCCAUUCAGCUGCGUCUUCUGUGGAAAGAGUUUCAGACAGGCAUCCACCCUUAAUGCACACCAGCGAGUUCACACUGGGGAGAGACUAUUUACCUGUUCUACGUGUGGGAAGGGAUUCCCUUGGUCAUCCCAACUGCUUACACAUCAGCGGGUUCACACUGGGGAGAGACCAUUCACCUGCUCCGUGUGCGGGAAGGGAUUCACCCGGUCCUUCAACCUAAUGUUACAUCAGCGCGCUCAUACGUGUCAUCAGAGUUUGGACUCUGCUGUUAUUGAUCCUGCUGAUCAGACCCAGGAAUAAUUAUCUGACAAUACUUAGGUUGUUUCGACUGAAUGUAACAUCUACAAUUGUCAUUUUUGUUGAAAGCAACAUCUGUGAUCUUUCUCCAUAAUGCAUGAUCUUAUCUACAGGAUCAAGAAUUCAAUAAAUUAAAAACCUUAACUUGAUCUUUGAUGAAAGAUCUACAAGUUGGUGUCUGAAA